AUGGAGUUGAAUCCUAUGGAAAAGCCAGACUUCUCCGGCUACUUGAAGAAGAAGGGAGGAAACAUCAAGACCUAUAAGAGAAGAUGGUUUGAAUUGAGAGGAAAACUCUUGUUCUACUUCAAGAAACAAGGAGAUAAAAAACCAACUGGUUUCAUCAACAUUUCUGGAGCCAAAGUUGAAGUGGACGAAACAAAACCAAUCAGUUUCAAACUCAGAGGUAAAAACUUGGCAAGAGUUUAUGAAAUCUCUGCGGAAAAUGAAUUUGAUUUCAAUUCAUGGUUGAAAGAGUUGAACAAGGCAAUUAAUUAUAAUCCAACGCAAGACAAGGAAGGAUUGGAAGAAGUUAAAGAUGAAAUUCGUAAUGCCAAGUCACAAGAACAAGUGACAGUUUCUGGAAAGGCAUCAUCUGGCAAGAAGGUUACAUUGAGUGAUUUCGAAUUGUUGACUGUUGUCGGAAGAGGUUCAUUCGGUAAAGUUAUGAAAGUAAGAGAGAAGGGAACAUCUAAAGUUCUUGCCAUGAAAGUUCUCAGAAAGGACAUGAUCGUCAAGGAAAACAUGGUGUCACAUACUCUUGCUGAAAAGAAGAUUUUGCAAAGCAUUGAUCAUCCAUUCAUUGUUGCAUUACAUUACGCUUUCCAAACAGAAGAAAAACUCUAUCUUGUUUUGGAUUAUUUGCCUGGUGGUGAACUGUUCUUCCACUUGAGAGAAGAGACAAAAUUUGAUGUUGAACGUGCCAAAUUCUAUGCUGCUCAAAUUGUUCUUGCAAUUGAACAUUUACACAAGAAUGACAUUAUAUACAGAGAUUUGAAACCAGAAAAUGUCGUUCUUGAUGCAGAUGGUUAUGCUGUUUUGACUGAUUUUGGUUUAGCUAAAACAUCCAUUGGAAAUAAUACACCAACUUAUACUUUCUGCGGUACUCCUGAAUAUUUGGCUCCUGAAAUUUUGAAGGGCCAAGGUCACGGAAAAGCUGUCGAUUGGUGGAGUUUGGGUAUUUUACUUUAUGAAAUGAUUGUUGGUUUACCUCCAUUCUAUUCUGAAAAUAUCAAUGAAAUGUAUGAACUCAUUCUGAAGGCUCCUCUCAAAUUCCCAGGUACAGUUGAUGCUCAAGCUCAAUCACUUUUGAAGGGACUUUUAGAAAGAGAUGAACACAAGAGAUUAGGUGGUGGCCGCAAGAUGGAGCUGAAGUUCGAAACCAUCCAUUCUUCAAGAACAUUGAUUGGGAUAAGCUCUAUCACAAACAAAUCUCGGCUCCUUUCAAACCACAAUUGA
Naegleria lovaniensis is the source of this 1269-nucleotide messenger RNA. RefSeq lists its product as uncharacterized. Bases 1 to 1269 code for a protein of 422 amino acids. Gene Ontology annotation, molecular function: protein serine/threonine kinase activity; ATP binding. Lineage: Eukaryota; Heterolobosea; Eutetramitea; Acrasida; Naegleriidae. The record is from RefSeq and is a predicted model, not a curated record. The transcript has 4 exons. Gene Ontology annotation, biological process: protein phosphorylation.